AUGCCCCUGCCAGCCAACGGGAGCCUUUCGCUCCAAGGUCACUCCCGACCUGGAGAUGCCGUGCAUUCCAAGCCCAAGCAAGCCAUGCUUGUUCGCAUGUCUGCAGAAACCCUAGAAGCCCUAUCCAACUUUCAAAAUCAACCACAGAUGGAUUUCGAGUUCGGUGACAACCCGGGGAUCUAUAUCGGCGAAACUUUCUUCCCUAUGCGUACGCGGUUGGAGAAUGUGCCCCAUGAUCUCUAUCUUCGCGCCUCAUCUGCUGCGAAGCCCAUGGCGCCUUUGAAGCUAUACGCAAAUGUCAUGGGCAAAUUCACCGUUGAACGGGAUCUAUCUACCGUCACCAGUAAAGUUCGCGAAAGUGCAGCCGAUGCCGCUAACCAGCGCUCACAGCGCCAACUUAUUGUCCUGGACGCCCCACCUCCAGAGGUAGGUGCCCCCGCUAGGAAGAAGAAGCAGCCCAAGACACCCAUGUUUCGUAAUCCGCACAAGGAACCAAUCCCCAACAAGAACACUUUACCAGUUCCCGUUCCCGCCGCUCGCGUCGCAUCUCCUGCACCGCCUGCACCGAAGCCGCCGCCCAAGGUCAACAAGGAGAGCACGGCCGCAAUGCGGAAGCGCCUCAUUCACUGCCUAGCAGUCGCAGAACGCAGCUCGGAGGAAGUCGUCCGGCUAGUUGUUGGGUCUGAUCCUGACCCCACUUCUAAGCGAGAUCUUCUCAGUUUAUUGGAAGAGGUAGCAGACAAACCGACCAAGAACGGGAACAAGUUGUCCAAGUGGAAGCUGAAAUCUGAGUCGUGGUUGGAUGUGAGGCCGUAUGAAUGGCCGAAACUCACAGAGGCGGAAAGAACAUCGAUGAUUCAUACCGCAAGGAAGGCGUUCACGACUCUCGGGAUACCUAAUGGUGACCCAGCCUGGGAUCACGUUAGAAUGCGCCCUGCCUCAAGCCAAUCAGUCAGUUCCAACGCAAGUGGUCCGAUUGCAGCGAGGACCGCUUCCCAAAACGGGCAGGCAGGACCUUCAGACGUAUCAAAGCGCAGCGCACCUUCCGCGGACAUUAUUAAGAAGAAAUCCAAAUCCAAACCAGAAGCACCAUUGGCCCUUGCGAGAGAUGAGCGGGUUCCCUCGGUAUCCAAAAGUAACGGGAAGGAGAGAUAUGCAGAGGACAGACCAUCGCCGUCCCCUUCUUUGUCGAACAAAUCUCUAGCCGCUGUGCGAAGGCCUGGAUCAGGGUACCGUCUUCCCAAAACUGCCUCCCAUGACAGUCACUCGGAGAGAGGAGACUCCCCGGCGCCGCCCCCAAUUCCUCGACCUAGACCACCUGUCGAUGUCCAGCGGAAGGAGAGAGACAUGCCCUCAUCCCUUCCCGCUAAGCCAGGACCUUCGGUGCCUCCCCCGGAACGCAAGCUUAAUGGAUCAACUUCAAUGCAAUCAGUCAAGAGGAAGCAAGAAUCACAGCUAGCGUCAGAUGUCGAGCGGGAACGGCCUAGGAAAGAUGUUGAUCGUGCUCGUGUCCGAGAACGCGAUCGCGACCGAGUGAGGGAACGGGACUCUGACUGGGAGAUGGACUGGGAGACGACCGAGCGCCAAACCAGAGACCCUGAGAAGCCGAGAAACAAGUUGGAUGUGUCUUCGGGAAGCCUGAAGCGGAAGAAAGUCCCUCGGGAUGCUGACGAGCAAGAAUACCUUCCCUCGCGGACGUCGUCCAUCAAACGACAGAAGCUUGAUAUUACUGAGAGAGGUUCAUCUUCGUUGAGAGAAGAGAGUGUGGUGAAGAAGAUGCCUAUGGCCCAGAAAGCAGAAGCAGCUACCAGUUCACCGCGCCCCAAACCUACCAGAGUAGAUCCUUCGCCCGCACCAGAACCACGUAUCAGACGGGAGGUUUCUCCGCCGCCGCCAAGACGUCAGUCAGACCUUCCGACUAAGGCUGCUUCAUCGUCCCGCCCCAACAAACAGAGGGGGUCCCCCGCACCCAAGCAUUUAAGCUCGAACAAGAAUCAUCGUCGACGAUCGCCCAUUUACACCACCACAGAGGAUGAGGCAGACGAACCUUCGCCUAAACCUGAUAAACCUGUUCUGCCUACACCACCCAAGACCGUCAGACCCUCUCAUCAUUCAUCUCAUACCAGUGCUCGUUCGCAAGCACGCCCUUUACCCAGUGACCACGCUUCCCUCCGCGCUCGGUACAGCCAAUGCUAUCGCCGAUAUUUAAUCACAUUCGAGAAAAUCCUGGCGCAAAAGGACAAGAUAGAGAACAUGCUGACGAAGGAUGGGAGCGUCGGCUCUUUGACCGACGCUGAUUCAGAUGGGGAGCUGAUGGACACCGACGACUUGGGUAAGCUCAUGGCGGAGCACCGAAGGCAGCACGAAGAGCUCGCGAGCAUGCGGCAAGUGUUUGCAAAGGCCGAGUCUGGAUAG
Messenger RNA from Pleurotus ostreatus (oyster mushroom), 2415 nucleotides. RefSeq lists its product as uncharacterized. The transcript has 3 exons. Gene Ontology annotation, cellular component: transcription elongation factor complex. NCBI's taxonomy places the organism in Eukaryota, Fungi, Basidiomycota, Agaricomycetes, Agaricales, Pleurotaceae. Bases 1 to 2415 code for a protein of 804 amino acids. The record is from RefSeq and is a predicted model, not a curated record. Gene Ontology annotation, biological process: transcription elongation by RNA polymerase II.